Cinara cedri is the source of this 173-nucleotide messenger RNA. The record is from the annotation of a GenBank genome assembly. Lineage: Eukaryota; Metazoa; Arthropoda; Insecta; Hemiptera; Aphididae.
AUGAUAUUGAAUUUGAAACAUUAUUCGUAUUCAUUAAGGACUUAAUGAUUGAGGUAAUAUUUGGAAUAUUUUAUGGAAUUUUAAUGAUAUUUGUACCAAACCCAAUAUGGAACAACGCAUAUGAUAGACAAAAAAAUGAACUAAAUAAUAAUCAUGGAGCUAAAAAUCGACAA